AUGGCGUCGUUUGCUAGUGACGUCGCCGCCUAUGUCGACUUCGACAAGACCAGCUUGCUGGAGUACCACAACAAGAUCCUGACGAACCUGUUCGGGGGCAAGUCGCGCACGGCGUGCUACGCGCUCGCGGCGACCAUCUUCUCGCUCGGCAUGGUGCGCGACUACCUGUACAAGACGGCGAUCCAGGAGCAGCCAUCGCACCCGCUGCUGCUGAGCCUGCCGUCGCAGGCGGCGGCGUACACGCUGCUGAUCGCGGGCAACGUGCUGGUGGUGUCGUCGACGUGGGCGCUGGGCAUCACGGGCACGUUCCUGGGCGACUACUUUGGCAUCCUCAUGGACCACAUGGUGACCGGGUUCCCGUUCAACGUGUGCGGCGCGCCCAUGUACUGGGGCUCGACCAUGAGCUUCCUCGGCACGGCGCUGCUGUUCGGCAAGCCCGCGGGCCUGCUGCUCACGGCGUGGGUGUUUGUCGUGUACGUCCUGGCCCUGCGGUACGAGGACCCCUUCACGGCGGGCAUCUACGCGAAGCGGGAGCGCGAGCGUGCGGCGGCCGGCAAGAAGCAGAAGUGA
This is a messenger RNA of Purpureocillium lilacinum, 570 nucleotides long. RefSeq names its product phosphatidyl-N-methylethanolamine N-methyltransferase. Gene Ontology annotation, biological process: phosphatidylcholine biosynthetic process. Lineage: Eukaryota; Fungi; Ascomycota; Sordariomycetes; Hypocreales; Ophiocordycipitaceae. Gene Ontology annotation, molecular function: S-adenosylmethionine-dependent methyltransferase activity. The record is from RefSeq and is a predicted model, not a curated record.